Messenger RNA from Cucumis melo (muskmelon), 1858 nucleotides. RefSeq lists its product as uncharacterized. The coding region runs from base 230 to 1387 and encodes 385 amino acids. Gene Ontology annotation, cellular component: endoplasmic reticulum; COPII-coated ER to Golgi transport vesicle. Lineage: Eukaryota; Viridiplantae; Streptophyta; Magnoliopsida; Cucurbitales; Cucurbitaceae. The record is from RefSeq and is a predicted model, not a curated record. The transcript is spliced from 14 exons.
AGUUGAGUCAGUUGUGGGGGUACUUUCUACGUAAAAAAGCCGUUUCUCCCUUGCAAUCCAGCUUCUUCCUCUCCAUGGAGCGUCGUUUAAAGAUUUGAAACUCAAAUUUUCUAAGUUUCAAUUCAUUACUUCAUCACAUUGUGUCAUAACAAAUGUUCAAGUAAUUCAAUUCAUUACAAACAAAUUUCUUUUCUUCAUCACGAAUCCAGAUCUCACUCUUUCGUAAAUUAUGGAAAGCUUGAUGAACAAGAUUCGAAAAUUGGACGCCUAUCCCAAAAUCAGCGAAGAUUUUUACAACCGUACACUCUCCGGUGGAUUCAUCACUAUCGCUUCCUCCAUUAUAAUGUUUCUCCUCUUCUUCUCCGAGCUUCGUUUGUAUGUCCAUACUGCAACAGAAACAAAGCUUAUAGUUGAUACUUCAAGAGGAGAACACUUACGCAUCAAUUUUGAUGUAACAUUUCCUGCACUUCCAUGUUCUGUUCUCAGUCUUCAUGCUAUGGACAUUAGUGGAGAGCAACACCUUGAUGUGAAACAUGAUAUUGUAAAGAAAAGAAUAGAUUACCAGGGCAAUGUAAUAGAUUCAAGACCAGAUGGUAUUGGAUCCACUGAGAUUGAAAGGCCUUUACAGAAGCAUGGUGGCAGACUCAAGCAAAAUGAGACGUAUUGUGGUUCCUGCUAUGGGGCAUCAGGUGAGGAUUGUUGCAACUCUUGUCAAGAUGUGCGUGAAGCUUAUCGUAGGAAAGGUUGGGCUCUGUCUCAUCCAGAUCUUAUUGACCAGUGCAAACGAGAAGGUUUUUUUCAAAGGGUAAAAGAUGAAGAAGGUGAAGGAUGCAACAUAUAUGGGUUCUUGGAAGUUAAUAAGGUGGCUGGAAACUUUCACUUUGCACCCGGAAGAGGCUUUCAACUAUCGUACUUCCAGAUUCAUAAUCCAUUAGCAUCAUUUCAGUGGGAUACUUUUAAUAUAAGCCACAGAAUUAACAGAUUAACUUUUGGAGAUGAUUUUCCAGGUGUUGUAAACCCUCUUGAUGGUGUGCAAUGGAGUCAAGGAACACUCAGUGGAAUGUUCCAAUAUUUUAUCAAGGUUGUGCCUACGGUUUACGAGGCUGUGAAUGGAAAGGCUAUUAAGUCAAAUCAGUUCUCUGUAACUCAACACUUGAGGGGCAUAGAUGGAGAAAGCUUCCAGGCUCUUCAUGGAGUUUUUUUCUUCUAUGACCUGUCUCCCAUAAAGGUGACAUUCACAGAGGAGCAUAUCUCAUUCUUUCACUUUUUAACAAAUGUAUGCGCUAUAGUUGGAGGAGUUUUUACUAUUUCGGGGAUACUAGACUCCAUUAUAUAUCAUGGUCAAAAGGCAAUAAAAAAGAAGAUGGCACUUGGCAAAUUUAUUUGAGCAUCGAUACAGUUGAAGAGUCAAAUCGUGAGAUAAAUAUGCAGAAUGACUCUUCCCUUCCCGUUGUUGGUAAUCAAUUCAUCCCCCCUUCUGACAAUUCUUGUUUCAACUUCAAUUCUUGUCCGUUGGAUGUCGUCGGCAUGAAGCUGAUGCAUGGCUCCGAUUGAAUUACUCAACCUGGGAGCCCCACACGGUUUCCUAAGCUUUGUGUCAGUUUAUUGGAUUACUUCACAUCCUGAAUUUACAGCAAGUGGGCCAAUAGGUAAGUGCAAAUUUUGAAUUCUCUUUUUAUUGUGUAAUUAUGACUCUUAAUUCUUUCACUAAUCAUCUCCUAAUCUUUUAGAAGACUUUUCCCUACACACAUCAUUUUAACGUGUAUUAGAAAAAACGAAGCCUUCAAGAAUUUGAUAUAUAUAUAUAUAUAUAUAUAUAUAUAUAUAUAUAUAUAUAUUAUUAUUAUUAUUAUUAUUU